Molecule: messenger RNA, 1203 nt
Organism: Loxodonta africana (African savanna elephant)
Lineage: Eukaryota; Metazoa; Chordata; Mammalia; Proboscidea; Elephantidae
Product: putative MAGE domain-containing protein MAGEA13P
Exons: 2
Biological process (GO): negative regulation of transcription by RNA polymerase II
Cellular component (GO): nucleus
Source: RefSeq, a predicted model, not a curated record
AUGCGGGGAUCCCCGGAUGCAGUGUUUCGCAAGAUCGCCGGAUGUGAUGUUUUCGGACUUCCGCCUUGGGAGCCCGAGGUGUCACUGCUUCAUCUGAGAGGGCCACCUACCCUCUUGCUCACACUCCUGCCUGCUGCACUCACAAGAGUCAUCAUGUCUCACAGUCAGAAGAGACAGCACUCCAAGUCUGAGUAUCACCUUUGUUCCCAAAGAAACAAACAGGGCCUGGUGGAUACAGAGGUCCCUGCAGCCGGGAAGAGGAAGGCCACUUCCUCCUCUUCCUGUCUUCUGAUCCCAGGCACCUCUGAGGUGUCUGAUCCUGGAGCCUGCUCCUCAACUGCUCUUGCAGCCGCUUCAACGAGCACACCAGGUGAGGGAUCCAGAUACAAAGAAGAGGAGGUUCCAAGCACCUCACGUAAGUCACCAGAAUCUGAGGCCUUGCUCGGUGAUACGCUAGACAAGAAGGUGGUUGAUUUGGUGCAGUUCCUGAGUGUCAAGUAUAUAACAAAGAAGCCCAUCACAAAGGCAGAGAUGCUGAAGAUGGCUGGCAAAGAGUACGAGGACCAAUUCCCUGUGAUCUUCAAGAAAGCCUGCGAGUGCUUGGAAGUGGUCUUUGGCAUUGACGUGAAGAAAGUGGACCCUGCCAGCCAUUCCUAUGUCCUCACCAAAACGCUAGACCUCACCUACGACGGGAUACUGAGUGAUGACCAGGGCAUCCCCAAGACCGGCUUCCUGAUACUUAUCCUGGGUGUGAUCUUUAUAGAAGGCAACCGUGUCCCUGAGGAGAAGCUAUGGGAGGUGCUGAAUAUGAUUGGGGUAUAUUCUGGCACCAAAGAUUUCCUCUAUGGAGAGCCCAGGAAGUUCAUCACCAAAGAUUUGGUGCAGGAAGGGUACCUGGAUUACCAGCAGGUGCCCAACAGUGAUCCUCCCUGCUAUGAAUUCCUGUGGGGUCCAAGAGCCUAUGCAGAAACCAGCAAGAUGAAAGUCCUGAAGUUUUUUGCCAAGGUCAAUGGGGUUGAUGCCAGUGCCUUUCCACCCUGGUAUGAGGAGGCUUUGAGAGAUGAGGAAGAGAGAGCCCGGGCCAGAAUUGCUGCCACAGGUGGUACCACUGCCACGGCCACUUAAAGUUCCAGUGCUGCCUCCAUUAGCUUCUCCAUCCCCAAGCGAAGAAUGAAGCAGAUUUGUCUUGUUCUAUAUGGGUGA